Molecule: messenger RNA, 3743 nt
Organism: Telopea speciosissima
Lineage: Eukaryota; Viridiplantae; Streptophyta; Magnoliopsida; Proteales; Proteaceae
Product: filament-like plant protein 7
Exons: 6
Coding region: 144-3485 (1113 amino acids)
Source: RefSeq, a predicted model, not a curated record
GGUUUAAUCCGAUAUUUGGAGUUUGGAGUAGCAGAGCUUGCAUUUCUUCCACAGUGGUAGCCCGAUGAUUCAUGACUAGUGAUUAAAUUUCGCUCUCAGGUAAUUUUUGCUAUUUUGUUUGAAUAGCCAUAUUCAGUGACGUAAUGGACCAAAAGACAUGGCUUUGGAGGAAAAAAUCCACAGAGAAGACAAUUGUUGUAAGCGAUAAAGCCAACCUUUUGCUGAAAGGAAAUGGAGAAGAGAAGAAACUUGGGACGGAUAAAGCGGUACAAUUGGAGAUAUCAGUUAAAGAUCUCAAUGAGAAGCUGUCUUUGGCCAUCACUGAGUGUAAUGCAAAAGAUGAUCUUGUGACAAAACAUGCAAAAGUGGCUGAAGAAGCAAUUGCAGGUUGGGAGAAGGCAGAAGCCGGGUCUUUGUCUCUCAAGCAAGAACUAGAUGAAGCUUUACAGCAGAGAGUGGCUACAGAAGAAAGAUUAACUCACGUGGAUGCGGCUUUAAAGGAAUGCAUGCAGCAGUUACGUUUUGUGAGGGAAGAGCAGGAGCAGAGAAUUCAUGAUGCAGUUUUGAAGGUUUCGAGACAAUUUGAGAAAGCAAGAAUUGUUCUAGAAGAGGAGCUAGCAGAAGCAAGCACGAAGCUUAGCAAGUUGGGUAUAGAAAAUACUCAACUGAGAAAGGACCUGCAGGUGAAGGAAAAAUUGAUUGAGGACUUAAGUCGAUGCAAAUCCCAGGCAGAAGCUAAUUUUAAAACACUAAUGGUAAGACUAGACUCCAUGGAGAAGGAAAAUGCUUCUUUGAAAUAUGAGGUUCGCAUGAUUGAGAAGGAGCUUGAGAUUCGAAAUGAGGAGAGAGAUUUCAACCGUCGACAAGCUGAUGCAUCACACAAACUACACUUGGAGAAUGUGAAGAAGAUUGCGAGGUUAGAAGCAGAAUGUCAGAGAUUACGUCUGUUGGUUCGAAAGCGGUUGCCAGGUCCAGCUGCUCUGGCAAAAAUGAAGAACGAAGUUGAAAUGCUGGAAAAAGAUCCUGCUGAUAUGAGGAGGAGGAAGUUGAAUCCUUCAAUGGCAGGUUUGAUGGUGAAGGAAUUUGGUGGAGAUAAUUCUCCGGACACUCCCAGUAGGAGGAUCAAUUUUUUAACUGAGCAAUUAUGUGCUAUGCAGGAAGAAAAUAGGGCUCUCAAGGAAAGUCUAUCCAAGAAAAACAAUGAACUUCAAUCUUCAAGGAUCAUGUGUUCACGCCCAGCUUCUAAAUUAUCACAGGUUGAGGCUCAUCUUGGAGUACUAUCAAUAGAUCAAACACCUAUGGAACUGACAAGGACUUUUUCCUCAUCUCAUGAACUGUCCCUUGAUUCAAUAUCUAACGUUGGCAAUGAAGAUGAGCCAAGCUCUGCUGGAUCUUGGGCUUCUGCUUUGAUCUCAGAACUGGAGCAUUUCCGAAAUGGGAAAAUGAGGCGAUCAUCAUGCAGUACUGUUGGAAUUCCAGAAAUAAGUCUAAUGGAUGACUUUGUUGAGAUGGAAAAAUUGGCAAUAGUAUCUGUUGAUAAACCUUUUGGAAGUUCCCAUUCUUCAGAUGAAAGCUAUUCAUUUAUGGUCCCCUUGAAAGCUGAGACAGGUGUUAAUCCCUCAGAUGCAACUGGUAAGGAAAUAGUUCCAGUCACUGAUAGUCACUCAGGCUCUGGUCACAUGAAUCAAAAGAUCCAAUCUAAAGAUCAAUCAAUUGAGAAAUUUCCUAGUUGGAUUCAGGAAAUUUUGAGGAUGAUUUUGGAGCAAAGUCGUAUCACAAAAAAGAAUCCUGAAGAAAUUCUUGAGGAGAUUAGAAUUGUAUUGAUGAAUAUGAACCCUGGUGAAUUCGUUAAUGCCAACAAAGUCUCAAGGCAUUCUGAAGCAUCAGAGCCUACACGUAUUAGUGGCUAUAUUUCAUGGAGACCUCCAAAUACAUCUCCAAUGGCAGAUUCAUUUGAUGGAGCAUCAGAAAUUAGCAUCCCAUCCAAGGAGUUGAACAAGCAGCAGCGCCAGUCAAAUCUUAGCAAAUCAAUCUGUAAAAUAAUUGAGCUUAUUGAAGGUAUUAACCAACCGUCUUUAAUGGAUUACAAUACGCCACAAAUUGUGUCAGUAGAUAAUGGGACUCCUUCACUAUACAAAAAUCCGGCAACACCUACAGGCUAUACGGUUCGUGUUUUCCAAUGGAAAUGUACGGAACUCGGUGCAGUUUUACAGCAAUUUGUCCAAACUUGUAAUGAUCUUUUGAGUGGAAAAGUUGACCUCGAGAAAUUUGCCAGAGAAUUAUCUUCAGCUUUGGGCUGGAUUGUAAACCACUGUUUUUCCCUCCAAGAUGUUUCAAGCAUGAGGGAUAUGAUCAAGAAGCAUUUUGAUUGGGAUGAAUCACGAAGUGAAGGCGAAGUUGAAAUGGGGAUGAACAGUCUACUUCCAGAAGGAGAGAAAGUACAUGCAUCCAGAGAACGAUUAUCAUGUUUUCCCUUAACUGCUUCUCCAAAUGUGCAGAGUAAUUUAGCCCAUGUGAAGGAAUUCAAGUCUAUUCUUGGGGAAGAAAAUGGGAGAUUAAUGGAUGAAUUGACAAAUGUGAAAUCUGCAAAGGAAGAUUUGGAAGGAAGGCUCCAGUCAGCAACUCAGAACAGUGAAAGCUUGAUUAUGCAACUUCAGAAAUCAGAACAACACAUAGCAAAUUUACAGACGGAGCUAGAAAAAUUAAAAGAGUCAAAGGGGAUUAUUGAAGAUCAAAUUGAAAAUCACAAGUUGCUUAAUGAAGAUCUUGACACCAAGCUUACAGUUGCCAGGGUUGAAUUAAAUGGAGCUCGCCGAAAGUUUUCAUCCCUAGAAGCAGAACUGGAGGAUAAAAGCAACUGCUGCGAAGAACUAGAGGCAACGUGUCUUGAACUACAGCUCCAGCUAGAAAGUGUGACCAAGGAGGAAAUUCCGAAGUGCAAUCCAAAUCAAGAAGAAAAGCAACUCCGUACUGACUGGGAGAUUACAGCAGCAUCAGAAAAACUGGCAGAGUGCCAGGAAACUAUCUUAAACCUGGGAAAACAGCUGAAGGCAUUGACUUCUCCUAGGGAAGCUAUUCUCUUUGACAAAGUCAUCUCCACAACCCCUGACACCACUGCAAAUAAUAAAACCAAGAGCACAACACAUCGCUCUUCCCUACUUGAUCAGAUGCUAGCGGAGGAUGAUACUGAGGGUGAGGAUCUCAAGUCUCCAAAGACGAAAGAAAUUAUAUGCAGUGUAGAACCUCCGAAGGUUCUCUUCCUUCCUUCUAAUGAUUCCAACUCCCUCUAUGGUCCUAUUGUACCAGUAGAGACAGUAGAGACUUCCAGUUCAAAUGAGGUAAAGCACAAAGAGACGACCACAGCUGAUUCUCUUGCAAUUGUUCCCAUUAAGAAACGUGGUGGGGGUGUAGGUUUUCUGAAGAAGCUACUGUCAAGAAGGAAGAAAGGGAACAGAAAGAAGCUUUCUCUCCCUAUUGCCACAUGAUACUCGGAAUGAAGUGGUAACAAAAAGGGCAGUGUCCGUGAUUCGGUUGUGACUAUUGUUUGAUAUUGCACUCUUAUAAUAGGAAAUAACGGAUGUUAGACUUUGUUGUUCUAAAAUGCACUGGUUGGAGGGAGAGUUGGAAAGAGAUUUUGGUUUGGUCUUGUAACACUUGUAUGUAUUUUUGCCCUGCUUGUGUAUAUAAUUUUUGGGCCGAAACACUAAAAAUCCUCUUAUUAUAGUGAAUAAUGCUAUAGAAUU